Molecule: messenger RNA, 1692 nt
Organism: Nannizzia gypsea CBS 118893
Lineage: Eukaryota; Fungi; Ascomycota; Eurotiomycetes; Onygenales; Arthrodermataceae
Exons: 4
Coding region: 1-1692 (563 amino acids)
Cellular component (GO): mitochondrion
Source: RefSeq, a predicted model, not a curated record
AUGUUUUUUGAGGCCCUCGAUAAGCCCAACAUCAAUGAUGAAUCGUCGCGCAAUUGUCAAGAUGCUGACGUAUCGAAGGGACUGGGGCGAAUGAAGGGCUCUUUGAGUACACGUCCGGGCCGGUUCCUUUUUAACGAGCAGCGUCGCCUUGAGGAGCGCAGAGUCGAGUUUGAUGUUGAUGCUUUGAAGCGCGCUGCAGAAACCCAUCUUGGGAGAGGCAAAAUCACCAGCUUGACAAAGCUCGCUGAAGGCGGAGUCAACCGUGUGUUUCUCCUCACCACCGAAGAUGGGUUCCAGGCAAUUGCCAAAAUUCCCUACAAGAUCACUGUUCCAAACCACUAUACAACCGCUAGCGAGGUAGCCACUACCGACUUUCUUCGAUCGAAGGGAAUUCCUGUCCCAUAUAUAUUCGGUUGGUCUGCUGAUCCAAACAAUCCAGUUGGAGUCGAAUAUAUUAUUAUGGAAAAGGCUAGUGGAAUUCCCCUGGAGACGAAAUGGUUUAACCUGUCAAAGGAUGAACGUCUUCCCCUUGUAACGAGUUUGGUCGAUAUUGAGAAAAAGCUGUUUGCUAUCCCUUUUGGUCAUUUUGGCAGUAUCUAUUAUAGGACGGAUGUUCCAUCAGAUCUGCAGCAAGACCUCUACAUAAAAGACGCAGUGUCUUCCGCGGAUGAACGAUUUUGCAUUGGCCCUACGGCAGAUUAUAUGUUUUGGUAUGGUAAACGCGCGGAGUUGGAGGUAGAUCGUGGUCCAUGGAAAACCCCAAGCGAUUAUUUGACUUCUAUUGGGAAACGGGAGUACGAGUGGACGUUGAAAUAUGGGAAACCCCGUCCCGUUCGUUUUCCCCAUGUGGUCAACUUUGAAGGCAUCAACUCUCCGGAUGACCACAUCCGCCUUCUUAGCCAGUAUUGGCCGUGGCUCCCUACCUACUUAGUGGAGAUCCCCACGGAAAUAUCAACCGCCCAACCUUGCGUCACCCAGAUCUUACUCCUGGAAACGUAUUUGUAUGCCCGGAAACACACAAGAUCUCGUGUAUUAUCGAUUGGCAACAUGCUACUUUGCCUCCAUUGCUCCUUGCCACGGGACACCCUCCAAUGCUUCAGAGCCCUGAUAGCCCCCCCCCCUCGAACACUAGAGAAGCCAACCCUACCCGAUAACUACGACUCACUUAGCCCGGAUCAGAAAUUGGCGGUAGAUGAAAUAUACCGAAGGAGAGCCCUACAUUAUAUCUACAUGGCAUUUACAGGAGGCUUAAAUGAGCCACAUCUUGCAGGGAUGACAGAUCCCCGUGUCCUUGUAACACAACACCUUGUCGAGCGGGCUGAGAAGAAAUGGAGCGGUGAUAUCUUUAGCUUAAAAGGUGCACUUAUUCGAAUAAAAGAGAACUGGGACUGUUUUAACGAAAGGCUACCAGAACCAAUACCGUGUCCCAUUUCCUUUCCCGAGUCUGAAAUCACCGGAUACUACGAGCAGGAGCAGACAUGGUUUGAGAUGAACCUUCUUGUCGAACACUGGAAAUCGGAACUACAGGGUGUGAAUGAUGAUGGAUGGGUCAGGGCAGAAGCCUAUGAUGAGGCUGUGCAGAAGAAUGCGGAGAUAAAGCAGGGCUUGCUGAAUGACUCGGAUACAGAAGAGGAAAGGCAGUAUGUUCUGCAGCAAUGGCCUUCCCAAGACCAUGAGGAAGAUCCCAAUUGA